Heterostelium album PN500 is the source of this 4248-nucleotide messenger RNA. RefSeq lists its product as uncharacterized. NCBI's taxonomy places the organism in Eukaryota, Evosea, Eumycetozoa, Acytosteliales, Acytosteliaceae. Bases 1 to 4248 code for a protein of 1415 amino acids. Gene Ontology annotation, molecular function: ATP hydrolysis activity; ATP binding; ABC-type transporter activity. The transcript has 3 exons. Gene Ontology annotation, cellular component: membrane. The record is from RefSeq and is a predicted model, not a curated record. Gene Ontology annotation, biological process: transmembrane transport.
AUGGGACUACUCAAAAAUAUUAGGAAUAAAUUGUUUCCAAAUUAUUCUAGGCUUGAUGAAUCAAAUGAAAAUGAGCAACAAAAAGAUCAACCAAGUUCUAUAGAAAUAGAAAAUAGUAUAGAUAGUGAAAGUAGUAGUAGUAGUAAAAAAAAUAAUCUAAAUAGCAGCAGUAGUAGUAGUGGUAUUACAGGAAAGAAAGAAUCAGAUAUCGAUUACAAUGAGUAUUACGAUAGAAAUAGAUACAAUGAUCCAUCGCCAGAGCAACAUGCGAAUAUAUUUUCGCGAAUUUCAUUUUGGUGGGUGCGACCCACUCUGAAGCGUGGUUACCGCAAGCCAUUGGAAUUAACGGAUAUCCCAGAGCAAGUCGAUAGCAUCAAGUGUGCACAAUCCGUUCCACUGAUGGAGGGAAUCGAUUUCACAGCGAAAUAUCCACUCAUCAAACAUAUAUACUUGAAUUACUCUACACGGUACAAGAUUAUUGCACUGCUAAAGUUUUUAUCUAUUGCCGCUUCUAUUAUUACACCUUUACUAUUAAGAACAUUUGUUUUAUUUAUAAAUGGAGAAACAGAUUUACCAAGUUAUUUUGGAUGGUUGCUUUGUAUUGCAUUGUUUUUUUCGAGUUGUGUACAAUCGAUGGGAUUGCAACAGGGUUAUUGGUAUGGUCUGAAGAUGUGUCUUGAGAUGAAAGGUGCAUUGAUGUCAACCAUCUUUCGUAAGAUGUUGAAACUUAGCAACUCCUCAAAGAGAAAAUAUACUGGAAAGAUCAUGAAUUUGAUUUCAGUAGAUGUUGAAAACUUCCAGGAGUAUUUCUGGAAUUCACAUGUGGACAUUAUUGUAUAUCCACUUCAAAUUGUUUUAUUGUUGAUUUUGUUGUGUAUGAUGUUGGGACCGUCGGGAUUGGCCGGUUUCGUUGUUAUGGGACUUUCUGUGCCGUGUUCGACUCUGUUUAUCACUAAAGCCAAUAACUACUUCCUCAGUACUCUUCAAUUCUCGGAUCAACGAGUUCGUUUGAUCAGUGAGUUCAUCUGUGGUAUCAGAUUCCUAAAGUUGUACAACUGGGAGAAUUCGUUUGUCAAUCGUAUCACUGACCAGCGUAACUACCAGCUGAAUACCAACAAAAAGAAGUUGUUUUUCUGGGCAAUGGAUCAAGCCAACAAUGCCAUGCUCAAUGGUGUCGUACUGUUGGUUACCUUUAGUUUCUAUACGCUCUUGGGAAAUCAACUGGAUGCCUCAACAGCGUUCACUGCCAUCUCAAUCUUUGUUUCGUUGCGUAAUCCAACACAGUUUGCACCGGAAUCUAUUCAGAAGUUCUUGCGUGUUUCAUCGAGUGCUCGUCGUAUCGAAGAGUAUCUGCAAGCCAAUGAGAUUUCGUUGAAUAGCCAGAACUUAACUAGUUCAUCGCCAUCCGGUUCACCAACUUUGUUCAACUCUUCUGGAGGAGUAGGAGUAGGUGGAACUCAGGAGAUUAGAAUUGUCAAUGGUGAGUUCAAUUGGGACGAUUCUUUUGCUUCGGAUUUUGUGGAUAGCGACGGUGCUAAAUCACCAAGCAAACAAGCCAGAUCUAAAAUAUUGCAAACCGAAGAGUCUGGUGCCGAUGCCGAUGAUUCUGGAUUGCUCAGAGUCGACUCUUCGCUUGGAAUCGAAAUGGAGGAGAUCAGCAAUUCCGUGUUGACCAACGUCAAUUUCGUUGCGCCCAAAGGAAAGUUGACUGUCAUCGUUGGUAGAGUCGGUUGUGGUAAGACAAGUUUGAUAUCUGCAAUUCUUGGUGAGAUUAGUCGUGUCGCUGGAACUGUCAGUGCACCAAAGAAUCUUGGAUACACUCCUCAGAUGCCAUGGCUCAUUUCCGGUACUUUCAGAGACAACAUUACAUUCGGACAGCCAUUCGAUAUGGAUCGCUAUAUCAAAGUUAUUCAAGCUUGUUGUCUGAAACAGGAUCUUGCAAUGUUUCCCGCUAAGGAUAUGACAGAGAUUGGUGAGCACGGUAUCAAUUUGUCGGGUGGACAACGUCAACGUAUUUCAUUGGCUCGUUGUCUCUACUCGAAUGCCGAUGCCUACGUUAUGGAUGAACCACUCUCUGCUGUCGAUGCAGAGGUAGGAAAACAUCUGUUUGAUCAUUGCAUUCAAGAGAUGAUGGGUGACAAGACAAGAGUGUUGGUGACACAUCAGUUGCAAUUCAUUCCAUCGGCAGAUCACAUCGUGGUGAUUGAAAAUGGUAAUCUCAUCCAAGGAACCUAUCAAGAGUUGAGCGCCAAAGGUAUCGAUUUCGAAUCGAUUAUGAAGACAAAACAAUUGGAUUUGGAGGAGGAAGAAGGUCAACAACCACAACAACCAACAUCGAGCAGCGCACCAGCAGUAGUCGUUGAGAAUCCACUCAACAAAUCAACAGUGGAACUAGAGAAUAACCAAUGUAUAGUUAUGGAUGCAAAUGAAAGCGACCCAAUCAUACAAAAAGGAAAGCUUUUUGUUGUCGAAGAAAGAGGAAAAGGUGCAAUCGGCAGCUCCACCUAUAUUCCAUAUUUCAAAUCUGGAGGAUCCACUCUAUUCUAUGUCACUAUUAUCUUACUCUAUUUCUUCUCGCAACUUAUCAUGCAAUCGUCGGACUAUUGGUUGGUCAUAUGGACAGGAGCAAAGAUUCAGCCCGAUCCUGGUAACAAGUUCUAUCUGCUAAUCUACGGAGCAUUCGUUGGUACAUUUGUUUUGCUCUUAGUUUGUAGACUCUUGGGUAUUUCAAAUCUAUGCUGGACAGCCUCCAAGAGAAUACAUCAACGUCUUGUUGGUUCAGUGUUUUUCUCACCGACCUCUUUCUUUGAUCAGAAUCCAUCCGGUCGUAUUCUAAAUCGUUUCUCCAAGGAUACUUCAGAUAUCGAUAAUAAUCUAUUGGAAUCGAUCAACGAUGUACUCAAUUGUGGUUCCAGUGUGUUGGUAUCGAUUAUCCUGAUGAUCUACUUGACACCUUACAUCAUAUUUGCUUUCGUCGGUUUGGUUGGAUUCUAUUACUACAUUCAGAAGUUCUAUCGUUGUUCCAGUCGUGAGCUGAAGCGUAUGGAAUCGAUCUCUAGAUCACCUAUCUUUGGAAGUCUGGGAGAAUCAUUCACAGGUUUAGUGUCAAUCCGUAUCUUUAAGCAACAGGAACGUUUCAUCGAUUUGUUUGACCAACAUAUCAACUUGAAUCAGCGUCUAUUCUACCACAGUUUCUCAGUGAAUAGAUGGUUGGGUAUGCACCUUGAGUUACUGACCUCUCUGAUGGUAGUAUCUGCAUCGGUUUUCUCACUGAUCUCCGCUUCCAAAUCACCUGGUGUCGCCGGUAUGGCAGUGUCAUCCGCAAUCUCGGUCACCGGUAUCUUGAAUUGGGCAAUUCGUCAAUUCACAGAGUUGGAGGUAAAGAUGAAUUCAGUGGAGCGUGUCAUGGAGUAUAUCAACUCGCCAAACGAGGGUGACAGAAUCAUCGAGGAUCACAGACCACCUGAAGACUGGCCAACCAAAGGUGAGAUUAAAUUUAGAAAUGUCGAGGUUCGCUAUCGUCCACACAUGGAUCCAAGUCUGCGUGAAUUGAAUUGCACUGUCAAUGCAGGUGAGAAAAUAGGUAUUGUUGGACGUACGGGUGCUGGUAAAUCGACUAUUGGACUCUCGCUGUUCCGUAUGGCGACAGUUACAAAGGGAUCGAUCAUCAUCGAUGGAAUCGAUAUCGAGUCGAUCGGACUCGAUGAUCUACGUGGUCGUCUGGCGGUAAUCCCUCAGGAUCCAUUCAUUUUCUCGGGAUCCAUUCGUAUGAACCUCGAUCCAUUCAAUCAACAUAGCGACCCGGAUAUUUGGACAGCGUUGGAAGCAGUACAUAUUAAACCUGUCGUCGAAGCAUUCCCUCUCAAGUUGGAGUACGAACUGGAUCAAGGUGGCGAUGGACUUUCAAUUGGACAAAAACAAUUGUUGUGUCUGGCUAGAGCACUACUCAGCAAAUCACCUAUUGUGCUAAUGGACGAAGCAACUGCAUCACUAGAUUACGAAACCGAUGCCAUCAUCAAAGAAACCAUUAGAACCAACUUUGCCAACAGAACUGUCCUCACCAUUGCACAUAGACUCGACACUAUCAUCGAUAGUGAUAAGGUUAUGGUCGUGGAUAAAGGAAGAUUGAUAGAAUAUGAUAGUCCAAAAGCAUUGAUCUCUACAAACUCUAGGUUCAGACAGUUGGUCGAUGCACAAUCAACAUUCCUUUAUUCAAACUUCAAAAAUCAAGUAGAGAACUUGGAUUAA